Messenger RNA from Pteronotus mesoamericanus, 849 nucleotides. RefSeq names its product pancreatic and duodenal homeobox 1 (gene PDX1). Gene Ontology annotation, molecular function: DNA-binding transcription factor activity, RNA polymerase II-specific; RNA polymerase II cis-regulatory region sequence-specific DNA binding. Gene Ontology annotation, biological process: regulation of transcription by RNA polymerase II; type B pancreatic cell differentiation. Gene Ontology annotation, cellular component: nucleus. The transcript has 2 exons. The record is from RefSeq and is a predicted model, not a curated record. Bases 1 to 849 code for a protein of 282 amino acids. Lineage: Eukaryota; Metazoa; Chordata; Mammalia; Chiroptera; Mormoopidae.
AUGAACGGCGAGGAGCAGUACUACGCGGCUACGCAGCUUUACAAGAACCCGUGCGCGUUCCAGCGGGGCCCGGCGCCUGAGUUCAGCGCCAGCCCCCCUGCGUGCCUGUACAUGGGCCGCCAGCCCCCGCUGCCGCCGCCUCCAUUCCCCAGUACCCUGGGCGCUCUGGAGCAAGGCAGCCCGCCGGACAUCUCCCCAUAUGAGGUGCCCUCCCUUGCUGAGGACCCCACGGUGGCACACCUCCACCACCACCUCCCUGCUCAACUCGCGCUACCGCACCCACCCCCCGGGCCUUUCCCGGAUGGAGCCGAACCAGGAGCCCUGGAGGAGCCCAGCCGCAUCCAGCUGCCUUUCCCGUGGAUGAAGUCUACCAAGGCUCAUGUGUGGAAAGGCCAGUGGGCAGGCAGUGCCUACUCUGCAGAACCCGAGGAGAACAAGCGGACGCGCACCGCCUACACACGCGCGCAGCUGCUGGAGCUGGAGAAGGAGUUCCUAUUCAACAAAUACAUCUCUCGACCUCGCCGGGUGGAGCUGGCCGUCAUGCUGAACUUGACGGAGAGACACAUCAAGAUCUGGUUCCAAAAUCGCCGCAUGAAAUGGAAAAAAGAGGAGGACAAGAAGCGCGGCUGUGGGACAGCCGCCGGGGGUAGCGGGGACGCGGAGCCCGAGCAGGACUGCGCGGUAACCUCGGGCGAGGAGCUGCUGGCGCUGCCACCACCGCCGCCCCCCGGGGGAGCUGUGCCACCCGCUGUCCCUGUUGCUGCUCGAGAAGGCCGUCUGCCUCCAGGCCUUAGUGCCUCACCUCAGCCCUCCAGUGUCGCGCCCCUGCGGCCCCAGGAACCCCGGUGA